AUAAUUUUCUGAUAGCAGACAAGCUACCCGAUAUGGCUUCAACGCAAACAUAUGAAGAUUUCAAGCCGCUUGUGGAAGAGAAGGACAGUCCAGAUGCUCUUCUUCUUCUUGUUCAUAUUCCUGGUUUUACUAAAGAACAAAUUGGUGCAAGCUUUGAGCCAGACACGAGGAAAAUUAGGGUUUUCGGUGAAAAACCACUUCCUGAUAAUAAGCGGAAACGAUUCACAGAAGAGCGUGUAAUUCCAGAGACAUGUGAUUUUGAUAAGCUCAAGGGAAAGUUUGAUGGAACAAUUGUCACCAUUACCAUCCCAAAGAAGCCAAUUUCAAGUGUUACUCCCAAAGAACCAAAACCAGCCCAAGAAGCAACUAAACAGGUCACUCCUCCAACAGCUGCUUCUGCUGUUGAAUCAGAAGGAUCCACUAAAGAGGGUGAGAAAGGUGUCUCUCAAGAACAACCCAAAUCUGACAUCAAGAGUCAGAGAGAAUCUGAUAAGAAAAAAGAUGAAACACCAACCCCACCAGAAAAAACUGGAGAAUCUCAAAUGCCUCAAAAGGAUAAAGAACAACUUCCCCAGAAAGGUAUCAAAGAGGAAGAAAAGCAUAGAGAUGAGAUGGAGACUAAAGAUGCUUCCACCCCAAGAAAACCAAAAGGAGAAUCUAGAACGGCUCAAAAGGAUCAAGAGGGAACUCCUCAAAAAGGUAAAUUAGACGACGAGAAGCAUGAGAAAAACAAGAGCGCUGAGAAGGAAAGGAUUCAAGAAGAUAACAGCAAGACUUCAGAGGCAGGAAAAGCACCUCAGAAGGUUCAGACUUUAGCUGGAGAAGCAAGAAAGGAAAAGGGGAGUUCUAGCUUGAAAGCCCCUGAGAAAACGCAGAAAGAAACGGAUGCUAAACUGGCCGCAACAAGACUCGCAGACAAGUUCAGGGAAGAAGAUAAACAGAAGCUGUUAUACGCAGGUGCAGCAAUCCUGAUGGUGGCAGUAGGCAUUUAUGCAUCCUUCAAGCUUCGUUCCCAAGCAAGACAAUAG
This is a messenger RNA of Neltuma alba, 1028 nucleotides long. RefSeq names its product inactive protein RESTRICTED TEV MOVEMENT 2-like. Gene Ontology annotation, biological process: cellular response to heat. The coding region runs from base 33 to 1028 and encodes 331 amino acids. The record is from RefSeq and is a predicted model, not a curated record. The transcript is spliced from 3 exons. Lineage: Eukaryota; Viridiplantae; Streptophyta; Magnoliopsida; Fabales; Fabaceae.